Molecule: messenger RNA, 948 nt
Organism: Tupaia belangeri chinensis (Chinese tree shrew)
Lineage: Eukaryota; Metazoa; Chordata; Mammalia; Scandentia; Tupaiidae
Gene: ERFE
Product: erythroferrone
Exons: 6
Coding region: 1-798 (265 amino acids)
Biological process (GO): positive regulation of D-glucose import across plasma membrane; positive regulation of insulin receptor signaling pathway; negative regulation of gluconeogenesis
Molecular function (GO): hormone activity
Source: RefSeq, a predicted model, not a curated record
AUGGCUCUUGGAACCACGAUGACCAAGACGACACUGCAGGAGAGGAGCCAGAGGCUCAGCAGUCAUCCGGCUCUGCCCUUCAGCCCGCUGACCCUCCAGCUUCCGAGCCCGCCUCCCUCCACCAGCACCCUGGGUCUGCAGUCCCUGCCUGGUGUGGCCUGGUCCAGGGGCGGGGCCUUGGAGGAGACAAGGGCCAGGACUGGGGUGCUGAGGGCCGUCCCUGUGCCACUGCCUGACGGACAGGCUCCAGGGGCGGUGAGCCAACCCGCCUGGCAGGCUGCUGUUUUCCAGGAGACCACCGGCAAGCAAGCACUCAGCGUUGACCCCCGGGAGGCCUGGAUGCUUUUUGUCAGGCAAAGUGACAAGGGUGUCAACAGCAAGAGGCGGAGCAGGGGCAAGACCAGGAGGGUACAGCCCCUGCCAGGACCCCCUGGGCCUCCAGGACCCCAGGGUCCCCCAGGCCCCAUCAUCCCACCCGAAGCACUGCUCAAGGACUUCCAGCUGCUGCUGAAAGGCCGCCCUCCAGCAGCACUCAGGGAGCAGCCAAGGCGGGGCCCGCCGCGCCCCCGGGAUCAGCUGCGCCUGCUCAUCUGCAUCCAGUCCCAGUGCCAGCGCCAUGUGUCCCUCGAGGCUGUGACGGGCCUGGAGAGCAGCAGCGAGCUCUUCACCAUCUCGGUGAACGGCGUCCUGUAUCUGCAGUCCGGACAGUACACCUCAGUCUUCCUGGACAACGCCAGUGGCUCCUCUCUCACGGUGCGCAGCGGCUCCCACUUCAGUGCUGUCCUCCUUGGGGUGUGAGAGUGGCCCCCAACCCCUCCUCUACGUGGACUAACAGCAGGGCUUCAGAUGACAUCCAUGGUGUUGUGUGGUAGUGGCCCCGGCAGGAGGAAGCCCACCUGUAACCCUGCACACACAGGGCACUGCAGUCCAGCCGAGAACGCCAUUGUG